This is a messenger RNA of Durusdinium trenchii, 1293 nucleotides long. The record is from the annotation of a GenBank genome assembly. NCBI's taxonomy places the organism in Eukaryota, Dinophyceae, Suessiales, Symbiodiniaceae.
AUGCAGGACAUUUGGAUGCGUUGGCACUUCGAUGGCACCGGCUUUAGCGCUUCGGAACUCUUGCGCGUGCGCCAGGUGCUUUCAGGGAACUCUUUGGGCUGGUUCAUGGGGCAUGGUGGGAGUCUUGAGGGUGAUUCGGUGACUGGGAUGGGAAAUGACCAGUGUGAGGAGGGAUAUGAUGGUGGUGCGCUAGGUCAUUUGAAUAUGGCAGCAUUUGACCUCUUUAAAUAUUCCGAUGUCUCGGAGAUUAGCAGCGAGGACUUGACGAUGGCUGUUCAGCACUUGGGCUACUUCGCGAUCGUUCCCGAGGUAGUGGACGAGCGAGCCAAGGAAGUGACCGAGUACUCUGCAAUGAACCUGGCAGAGUUCACCAGCUUCCUCGAGAAGUAUGCGCAGCAAGAGCUGGCCGACAUCAAAGAGGCGUUCCAGCGCCAUUCCAAGCACUCAAAGGUUCCGCAAAAGGUGCUCUUACCUUUUCUGCAUGAAGUAGGCUUCACGUCGCUCCAGCGUUCGGUCUUCGAGACCUUGACCGCGAGCCGGAUGACCAUGAAGUCCCUGACGCUGCCGCAGAUCUUCCGCUUCUUGGCGGUGCACCGCUCCUCCGAAGGCUUUACCACGUCGCAGCUGCAGGCCGCGCGGAAAGCAUUCGACCAGGUGCGACAAGGCAAAGAUGAAAUAGCACCACACGGCGUGGGGGCCGCGUUGGCUUUGCUGUUUGGACAAGACGCCUAUGACAAGUGGAAUCGCCUGUGGGAGAGGAUGAGAGGAAGCAAUCGCAAAGAAGAGGAGGAGAGGGAUGUCUGGCACACUCCCUUAGUCGACUUCCGGGACUUCCUGGCCUUCGCACGGGCGCUUCAAGUGGAAGAGCUUUCAGAACUUCACGCAAGGUUUCAACUGAUCGAUGGCGACCACGACGGUGCUGUAGAGAAAGGCGAAUUCUUGCGGCUCCUUCCGGAAGACACGGCCCUGCUGAUCAGCCACAAGGUGGAGACGCUUUUGUCGGACGCGCAGAUCUCUGCAGGGACGAUGGUGAUGACCUUUGACGAUGUGUUCGACGUCAUGAGCCUUUGUCGCAGCACCAGCAACUUCACGAGCUCAGAGUUGGAGGAGCUGAAAGAGGCCUUCCAUCGCUUCGACGAGGAUUCCUCGGGGAAGAUCGAUGUGCUGGAGAUGGUGGAGAUGCUUCUCUACAUGGGCUACAGCAGCUCCUUGGAGGUCGUCCACCAGAGCCUUGGCGCCGGGACCAAUCGGCACCAAUCGAAUCAUUCACAGAGUAGUCCAAUCAGUUUCUGA